UAGCGCCUGGCCGCAGCAUUCUAACUGUGUGGAAACCGAUGCUACCGUCUAUCUCGAGAAGCUAGGGAUGCAAUGGAUGAAAGAAAGGGGCGAGUGUCAGCAAGGUUAGUAACUCUUUUGAUUCCCUUCCGUUUGGAUACCGGGAAAAGACUGUAUCUAUAUUAUACGGCUCCCUAUCCGUCAAGCUAGCCAGAGUAUCAACUUUGAGUAGUGUCUCUAUACUCUGGUGCUCGGCAAUUGCCGUGAAAUGGCUCUUGUGCAUGGCAUAAAGUGAAAAAUUUUCUUUGUGCACAUUCAUGAAAAAAUUCUUACAAUAACUAAUACGCGCUUUGUUGUUUACUUUCUAGACAAAACAUAUAUUCUUGACCAACUGCCAGAAGGGUACGUCUACUGGGCUCGUCCACGCCAAAGCAGGCCUGAACUGGUACGUUUGAUUUCAUUUCUUAUCAUGUCAUCAAUCAAAUACACUUUCUUGAUUAACGUACUCUUUUACAGGUAGAUAAAUUUCUCUGGGGCCAUCCUUCCGGCAAAUAUUUUUUUUCUCCAAAUAGGUUUUGGCCUCAUUUUCUCUACUUGAUGAACGGUGGCUCGGAGCCUUGCGAGUGUGAGCAUUGCGGUUCAGUUCGAAAGGUAUCAACCUCUCGUGGAUUGCCAACUUCGACUCAAAGGAGGCCUGCACGCGCUUCUGGUGUUUCUCGCAGCGCGUUGAAUGACCGGAUAGGACUGGCACAGUCAGUGCCUAGCAGUUCAAGUAUUAACCCCCACCAACAUAACCAUGGCGGUGAUUACAGGCUCUAACACUUGUCUUAGAGCGUACUAGAAGAAAGAAAUUUUUGGCCGUAGAUGCCGAAGGGAACCAAGACGUUUUUAAGGAAUUGAUAUACCAUCUCAAGACCGACGGCAAACUAGAAAGGCCCGUCUUAGAGGACUCAAACAUGGACUGGCGAGCGGAGAGAAAGCUACUAAAAAAUCACCUCACCCGCGUUCAUAUGCAGCACUCCUUCUUUCCAAGGCUUGGUGAAUUGGUGCUCUGGUAUGCGGAACCAUCAAACGGAGAGAUCAAAUUCCAUUGGCAGACCCAGACCUACCAGGUUUAUUCAGCCAAGGAGAAGAAAUUCGCUGGAAUUCCUACAUGGUAUGGCGGUGUCGUCACUCAAGUGCCUGAGGAGCCCCUAAAUCUACAUGAUGCCAUUGUAGAGACCAACAAGGGGUACGCACUCAACCGCUCAGGCUUUCGAAUUGAGAUUUUCCCAGACCCGAAUAGCUCCAACAAGAACAUGUCAACCCACUACAAAUACGUCCCCCUGAGCCAGAUCAGACCCUUAAAUUUCUGGUCUAUUUACCUUCAGGGGGUAAGGAGCACGGAUUUUCACCCUUCUAUACCCCACGCGUUGACUAUAAUGUCCUCGUUUAGUAUGCUCGAUAAAUACUACUUCGAGGGCAUAUGGCCAAAUGCAUCCGUGCUUUGUAGGGGGGUUUAUCUUGGAGCCGAGCUACUGAUUCCUGGUGAUGGAGUUCGGCUCAUGCCACUAGACCGAGAUGGAGUAAUUGAUCUUAAGAGAAAGGUCACGGAUGUUUUAGUCAUCGAUUCAAUCGAGUUUAGAUUCAUGGAGUGCGAUGCGAAUCUUCAGUCUCCUCUCCUUAGCCAGACAACAACUGCACGGCUAAUAGGAAAAGUCUAUACCUUAGACCCUAAACUCGCCUUUGAUUCAAGCACUCCGUUGACCGAUUCUCAAAUCACUAAAUCUUUCGAAUGCACUGGUAUGAGAGAAUAUGGGCUAUGGUACCUUCGCCAUGAGCCAGAUAAGGUCACUGAGGUUUCAUUAGACCAUGUUAUUGGACGAUGUCUUGAGUCUGAAUACAUGGAUAUUAUGUUUGACAAUGUGGCCCUUGAUCUUGAUCUGGUGGGUAUAAGGGAUGCUCGUCUCUUUGGCCGUGAGGCUGAUGAACGUAUCGCUCCUGGCAAGCAAUGGUUUUGCGGUGAUAACCGCCUAGAACAACUUGGACUUGAGUCUAUCAACGGAAUCGAACACAGCAGAUGCGAUGACUCAAGAGAUCCGCGUAUGAAUAGAGCAAUCAUGAAUAUUAUCAAUGAUGAGGCUGUCGACGCGGAUCACCGAGAUUCUAAAAUUGUUCGCCAACUCGGACGUGCGCAUGAGGGGCUUAUCGGAAGUAGGACUGGGUAUACAACUUUCGAUAGUGCUGGGAAACAUAGCUCAAUGGUUGCGACGGCACUUGGCGGUGAAGCUACUCCCUACGUCAACACUGAACCGGUUGAGAAUGAUGAAGCCGAGGACGGAGACGUAGGCAGUUCAAGAGAAGUUGCGCCAUCCACGGAUAGCGGGGAUGAACUUAUUGUAGUGCCAAUGCAUAAGCGACGGCGCCAACAUUGAGCUAUGUUCUGAUGUUCCAAUUGCCGGAUGCCUCUUUUUUGGGUGACUUGGGUCUUUUGGGUCGACUGGUGGUUUCCUUUCUUCUCUCUCUGUUCUUUCUUUUCCUUACUCAUAUGAUAACCUUUCCUAGUUGCCGUUACAUUCAGUUUAUGAUACCCCUUUUCAGUUCAAGUUGCAUUCAGUUUCAUGAUACCCCUUUUCUAGUUCAAGUUGCGUUCACCUCUAUGAUACCCCUUUUCUGUUUCCCCUUGCGUCAACUCUAUGAUACCCCUUUUCUGUUUCCCCUUGCAUUUGCAUUCUGUAGCAUCAAGCGGAUGUGUGUAGAUUAGAUUUCUUUCGAACGUCAAUGGCAUAUGCCCCUAAGUAACAACCGCUACUCAAAAAUACUACUACGGUGAGAAUGAAUUAAGAAGUACCCGUGUUUGUGCGUUUUUAGGAGUUGAAAGAGAAUUGCAUUGAAAAGCUGAGAAAGAACAUACAACCCGUUCAACCCACUCGAGAUAGUCCCUGAUCGUGUGAGAGGAAUGGACGGUUAUUUGUGCAUGAUAAUUGUAAUAUCCAAGACCUAGACACUCGGCAAUUUGAUGAGAUAGCCAAGAAAGCACCACAACAAAACAAAGCCCUAAACCCGAACCUCAAAGACCUCAAAAUUUGACAAACA
Messenger RNA from Trichophyton rubrum CBS 118892, 3054 nucleotides. RefSeq lists its product as uncharacterized. Gene Ontology annotation, biological process: silent mating-type cassette heterochromatin formation. Gene Ontology annotation, cellular component: rDNA heterochromatin; SHREC complex. Lineage: Eukaryota; Fungi; Ascomycota; Eurotiomycetes; Onygenales; Arthrodermataceae. Bases 936 to 2393 code for a protein of 485 amino acids. The record is from RefSeq and is a predicted model, not a curated record. The transcript has a single exon.